Messenger RNA from Adineta ricciae, 1398 nucleotides. NCBI's taxonomy places the organism in Eukaryota, Metazoa, Rotifera, Eurotatoria, Adinetida, Adinetidae. The record is from the annotation of a GenBank genome assembly.
AUGGAACAGGAUAAAAACGUCUCAAGUUUUACUCGUCUAGAUAUUCUUAUUCAGUAUUACCUCGACCGUGUCACUCCAUAUGCUGUCGCUCGCUGGUUGACGAAUUUAGGCUUAUUAAUCGUUUUCGCUGUUCGAAUUAUUUAUAUACAAGGUUUCUAUAUCAUUGCCUACUGUCUUGGCAUCUUUCUACUCAAUCAAUUUCUUUUAUUUCUCACACCAAAACAAGAUCCAUCAUUCGCUGAUGAUGAUGAUGACGACCAUGCGCCGAGUUUACCAACAAGAUCAAAUGAAGAAUUUCGACCAUUUAUGCGACGUCUACCAGAAUUUAAGUUCUGGUAUAUCACAUUCAAAGCGUUUGCUAUUAGUUUAAUUCUCACGUUCAUUCCAAUACUGAACAUUCCAGUUAUGUGGCCAGUGCUUGUCAUUUAUUUCAUUGUGUUAUUUAUACUAACAAUGCGACAACCAAAAUUAAUUGCUGAUCAAGCACCAGCUGCGAUUAAAGAAGGUGAAAUGGUGAACUAUUUUGGAAGGAAAAUUGCGAUUGAUGCCUCCAUGUCUAUCUAUCAAUUUCUGAUCGCUGUUCGUCAGAAUGGAGAAAAUUUAACAAAUGAUAGUGGAGAAACGACCAGUCAUUUGAUGGGGAUGUUCUAUCGAACGAUUCGAAUGAUUGAAAAUGGUAUUAAGCCAGUGUAUGUGUUUGAUGGCAAACCACCGCAAUCGAAAUCGAAGGAAUUAGAAAAACGUCUUGAACGACGAACCGAAGCGGAAGCUGAAAAGAUCAAAGCAGCGGAUGCUGGUGAUGAAGAAGCUUUUGAUAAGUUUGCACGUCGAACAGUUAAAGUUACUCGUGAACAUAAUGAUGAUUGUAAGCGAUUGUUGACACUAAUGGGUGUUCCUUAUGUUGAUGCGCCAACAGAAGCGGAAGCUCAAUGUGCUGCGCUUGUUAAACAAGGAAAAGUUUACGGAGUUGGAACUGAAGAUAUGGAUGCAUUAACAUUUGGUGCGGACGUUCUUGUUCGUCAUUUAACUUUUAGUGAAGCACGAAAAAUGCCGAUACGUGAAUAUUCGUUAACGAAAGCUUUGCAAGGUUUAAGAAUCAAUUUUGAAGAAUUCACAGAUUUGUGUAUUUUACUCGGCUGUGAUUAUUGUGAUUCAAUUAAAGGUAUCGGUCAAAAACGAGCGCUUGAUUUGAUCAAGCAACAUCGAAACAUCGAAACAAUUCUCAAAAAUAUCGAUAAGAAAAAAUAUGCAGUACCAGAUGAUUGGGCUUACGAACAAGCCAGACAAUUGUUUAAAGUACCUGAAGUCUUACCAGCUGAUGCGACAGAUUUAAAAUGGACAGAACCAGAUGAACAGGGUCUUGUGUCGUACAUGGUCAAGGAAAAAGGAUUUUCGUAA